Cajanus cajan (pigeon pea) is the source of this 972-nucleotide messenger RNA. The record is from RefSeq and is a predicted model, not a curated record. Lineage: Eukaryota; Viridiplantae; Streptophyta; Magnoliopsida; Fabales; Fabaceae.
AUGAGCCGGUUCAACAAAGCGGCACUCGAAAUCCGAGACCUGAACCCUGCUGUAGCUCUACACCACCUUACCACUGCCUUGAAACCGGGGCCCUUCGCCAACAGCAUUUGUAAGAAACCUCCCACUGACAUGGAUGACUUGCGUCGGCGAGCCGACCAAUACAUGCAGAUGGAAGAAUUGGCUGAGUUCCAGAACCAAGCCCGAGCGGAGGUGUCGGCAAAACCUGACAAGCCAGCCGAGACUAAUUUUCGGAGUCGUCCGAAAGAGCUGAUUCCUCGCGAGAGGCCUCCUCGCGGGCCGAGGUACCAUCGCAAUCGGGGGCAUUCAACAGAGGAAUGCGCGGCUUUGAAAGACAAAAUUGAAGACUUAAUCAAGCAGGGGCAACUGCAAGGCUUCAUAGACCACCCAAACUCAUCCCGAUACGCCGACCGGUCUCGGCGGCACGAUCAGCCUGCACAGAGGAGAACGGGAACACACUCAUACAAAGAGCAUAGUCGGUCAAGAGAUAGGAGAGAGGACGAGCCUUCGGCACAACCUCGGCGAGUCAUCAAAACCAUAGCCGGUGGAUUCGCUGGCAGGGGCUCAUCCUCAUCGGCCCAACGAAGACACCUACGAGCCGUUCGGCACGUGCAUGCAGUGGAAACAGUUCGUCGCCUCCUUCCCACCAUCACUUUCACUAAGGCCGACUUUAAAGGCAUCGACCCGGACCAGGAUGAUCCGAUGGUAAUCAGCGUUGAAAUUCACAACUAUAUUGUGCAUAAGACGUUGGUUGAUCAGGGAAGUUCAGCCGACAUCUUGUAUUGGAACACGUUCAAGCAGUUGGGUAUUCCGGAAUCCGAGUUAGUUCCUUACGAUGAACCUCUGGUUGGGUUCUCAGGCGAACGAGUCAAGACAAAGGGGUAUACAAGCUGUCAACCCGGUUUGGGUUCGAAGGAGCCGAAUACCGAGACAUUUCGGUUAAAUAUGUGGUAG